AAGCCUACCAGUCCUUUGCCUUAUAUAGGGAAUUUCCUAGCAUAAUUCACACAGUCUGCGUGGAAGAAAAGGCUGAACUGAAAGAAAGUUAAAAGUGAUAAAUGGCAAAGAAAACAGCACCCAUAUUCAAGGCUCUGUUGGAUUUGACGGAACUACAUUCAUCCAGAGUAUUAGGGACUCAAACGAGGAAUGACAUCAGGGUUCUGAGUUCCUGUGGUAUCCUCGCCCCCCAAUGUGCCCGGCAGCCUCAGCUCACCCCUGGCGCAGGCACCUUUCAGACGCGCCGGUCAUUCAUCCACAUCGCGGCCCCCUUCAUGGGCAGCAAGAAAAUUGAGUAUUCUGAAUCAAAGCUGCUGGGAUAUUCCACUGAACAGAUGUACAAUGUGGUCGCCAAUGUGGAGAACUAUCAGCAGUUCGUCCCCUGGUGCAAGAGUUCAAAAAUCAUCUCCCAACGGAACCAGGUGACCAAGGCACAGCUGGAGGUCGGCUUCCCUCCCAUUGUGGAACGCUACACUUCUGAGGUCACUGUGAUCCCACAACACCAAGUCAGGGCGGUAUGUAAGAAUUGCUCGCUCUUCAAUCACUUGGAGACUGUCUGGAGAUUCAGCCCUGGAGCGCCUGCUCAACCAGAGACCUGCACUUUACAUUUUUAUGUUUCAUUUGAGUUCAGAUCCUUGCUACAUUCCCAGAUAGCCACUGUAUUCUUUAAUGAUGUGGUGAAGCAGAUGGUGACUGCUUUUGAGAAGCGAGCGGCGAGGAUGUACGGACCACAGGCUGUGAUUCAGGAGUGUGAAGAGAACGCUGUACGAAGACGGAGGGCAGUGUGACACGAAUUGCACAGUGACACAUGCUUCUCUUUUUAACUUUACUGAAGACUUGUUUCUUAUUUUUUUUUAGUCCACCUUGUCUGCUGGACCAAAUUCAUUCCUGCUAUUUAUUAUUAUUAUUAUUAUUAUUAUUAUUAUUAUUAUUAUUAUUAUUAUUAUGAUGUAAAUAUGUGCAAUGGAAACGCUGUAACCAUAGAAAUAUAUAUAUA
Molecule: messenger RNA, 1036 nt
Organism: Acipenser ruthenus (sterlet)
Lineage: Eukaryota; Metazoa; Chordata; Actinopteri; Acipenseriformes; Acipenseridae
Product: coenzyme Q-binding protein COQ10 homolog, mitochondrial
Exons: 5
Coding region: 102-827 (241 amino acids)
Biological process (GO): cellular respiration; ubiquinone biosynthetic process
Cellular component (GO): mitochondrion
Molecular function (GO): ubiquinone binding
Source: RefSeq, a predicted model, not a curated record